Molecule: messenger RNA, 1425 nt
Organism: Thyridium curvatum
Lineage: Eukaryota; Fungi; Ascomycota; Sordariomycetes; Thyridiales; Thyridiaceae
Exons: 4
Coding region: 1-1425 (474 amino acids)
Biological process (GO): amino acid transmembrane transport
Cellular component (GO): vacuolar membrane
Molecular function (GO): amino acid transmembrane transporter activity
Source: RefSeq, a predicted model, not a curated record
AUGGCUACACAAACCCAGGAGAAAACCGCCGGUAAGACGGACGAUAUCGCCAUCCACCCUGCCCCUACCAGCGGCGGAGUCAUCGCAGACGACUUUGACCCCAAGGUUCACGAGUCACACGAGGUGUUCAAAGAGACGAGCGAUGGCGUCAACUUUCGAACCGUCAGCUGGCAGCGUGCUGCCGUCAUCUUCGUCAAGAUUCAGUUCGCCAUGAGCAUCCUCAGCGUGCCGGCGUCUCUGGCGACCCUUGGAGCCGUUGGCGGAUCCUUGUCUCUUGUAGGAUGGGGAGCGCUCAACACUUACACAGCCUUGAUUCUCGGUGAUUUCCGGAACAGGCAUCCAGAGUGCCAUACUCUUGCGGACAUGUGCGGCUACAUCUGGGGCACGAUCGGCAGAGAGCUCGUCACCUUCCAGAUCCUCAUCGCGCAGGUGCUCAUCACCGCCGCCGGCAUCGUGAGCUGCUCGACCGCGUUCAACGCCCUGUCCAACCACGGCGCCUGCACCGUCGUCUUCAGCGCCGUCUCGGCCGCCAUCAUCACCGGCUUCUCCAUGGUGCGCACCUUCAGCCGCCUCGGCUGGCUGACCUGGUUCGGCUUCGCCACCUUCUUCGUCGCCGUCUUCAUCUUCGUCGUCGCCGUGACGCAGCAGAGCCGCCCGGCCGCCGCGCCGCCCACCGGCGACUUCGACCUCGGCUUCACCGCCAUCGCGUACCCGACCUUUGUCGCCGGCAUGACCGCCACGGCCAACCUCUUCCUCUACAACAGCGGCUCGUCCAUGUACCUGCCCGUCAUCUCGGAGAUGCGCCGCCCGGGCGACUACCGCAAGGCCGCGCUCGUCACCGGCGCCGUCGUCAUCACCCUCUACCUCACCUUCUCGCUGGUCGUCUACCGGUGGUGCGGCUCGUGGCUCGCGACGCCCGCCUUCGGCAGCGCCGGCCCGCUGUUCAAGAAGAUCUCGUACGGCAUCGCCCUCCCGGGCCUGGUCAUCGGCGUGGGCAUCUACAACCACGUCGCCGCCAAGCUGCUCUUCGUGCGGAUCCUCCGCGACACGGCCCACCUGCAGGCCAACACGGUGGUCCACUGGUCUACGUGGCUCGGCGUCAACCUCCUGCUCGGGGUCCUGGCCUUCAUCGUGGCGGAGGCGGUUCCGAUCCUGAACUACCUGCUCGGCCUGGCUGGUUCCGUGUGCUUUGCCCCCUUCAGCCUCAUAUUCCCGGCCAUGCUCUGGAUGUACGAUUUCAAGCACAUGCGGUCCGGUAACGCGGCUGCCAGGACGCAGUACUGGCUCCAUGCGCUCAUUGUGCUCCUGGGCCUCUUCAUGGUCAUUGGCGGAACCUAUGGCGUCGCUGUUGCCAUCAAAGAAGCGUAUGCUAGCGGCAUGAUCGAAAAGGUCUUCAACUGCGCUGACAACUCGGGAUCGUCGUAA